Molecule: messenger RNA, 1305 nt
Organism: Mus pahari (shrew mouse)
Lineage: Eukaryota; Metazoa; Chordata; Mammalia; Rodentia; Muridae
Gene: Psme3ip1
Product: family with sequence similarity 192 member A
Exons: 8
Coding region: 222-986 (254 amino acids)
Cellular component (GO): nucleus
Source: RefSeq, a predicted model, not a curated record
GAAUUUUGCAAAGUCACAAAGACAAGGUAAUCCUGCUUUUGUCUUGAGUACCUGGCUGCAGGCAUCGAGUAGUACUACAUCUCUAUAUCUGAAGAAGCUGCACUGUGGGCCAGAUCUGCCACCUCCCUGCUUUAUAGACGGGACUUGACUGCUAAAGCGCCUUGAGUACCUGAGAGUCUCCAUUAGAAUCUGCUUUGGAAGCAAGAACAGACUGUACCAUUAUGGAUGGAGGGGAUGAUAGUAACCUUGUCAUCAAAAAGAGGUUUGUGUCUGAGGCAGAGCUAGAUGAGCGGCGCAAAAGGAGGCAAGAAGAAUGGGAGAAGGUGCGAAAACCAGAAGACCCAGAAGAAUGUCCAGAGGAGGCAUAUGACCCUCGGUCUCUGUAUGAACGGCUGCAGGAACAGAAAGACAGGAAGCAGCAGGAGUAUGAGGAGCAGUUCAAAUUCAAAAACAUGGUAAGAGGGUUAGACGAAGAUGAGACCAACUUCCUGGAUGAGGUUUCUCGGCAGCAGGAGCUGAUAGAGAAGCAGCGACGAGAGGAAGAACUGGAGGAACUGAAGGAAUACAGAAGUAAUCUCAACAAGGUUGGAAUUUCUGCAGAAAAUAAAGAAGUAGAGAAGAAGCUGGCCGUGAAACCCAUAGAAACCAAGAACAAGUUCUCCCAGGCAAAGCUGUUGGCAGGAGCUGUGAAGCAUAAGAGCUCAGAGAGUGGCAAUAGUGUGAAAAGACUGAAACCAGACCCUGACCCAGAUGACAAGGCUCAAGAGGCCCCGUCCUGCAUGUCUCUUGGAGGCUCUUCUCUGAGCGGACCUCCCUCCAUCCACUGCCCAUCUGCUGCUGUGUGCAUCGGCAUCCUCCCUGGCUUAGGCGCCUACUCUGGGAGCAGUGACUCCGAAUCCAGUUCAGACAGUGAAGGCACCAUCAAUGCUACAGGGAAGAUCGUCUCCUCCAUCUUCCGAACCAACACCUUCCUCGAGGCGCCCUAGCUCCUGACAUUAUCACAGGGAGCAUCUCCUCAGAGGGUUGGAUGCCAGUUCUGCCUUAGCAUCACCUCCCUCAGAAAACUUACCUGCUUCCUGUGCACAUGUGACAUUUUGACCUAACUCAGAAGUGUGUCUCAGUCCACUUGUUGUUCAGACUCGGCUUGAUUUCUCUUUAUACUCCUGUGCAGAUGACCAAACCUGUCCCCUUGAUAUGAGGAGUCAGGGUUCAGGCUUGUCUCAGAAAUGUCACGGACAAGCCGGGCGUGGUGCGCACGCCUUUAAUCCCAGCACUUGGGAGGCAGAGGCAGGCGGAUUUCGGAGU